AUGCUUGAGGAAGAACUGCUCGAGUGGGAAGAGGGAAGUGGUAUAAGCAUUCCUACGCCUAGGUGGCUAAACCGUGUGCAACAAUGCGAGGAACAUCCUCGCCCAACACGUCAGCACUCCCCGUCCUCACUACCUCAGCCACAACCAGUAGUUCUUCCAUCAACGCAAGAUCUCACUCUACCCGCACCCGUUCCAUCAUCCCCAGCAGCUUCCUGCGCAACCAACUCAAUAAUCCCCAAAGCCAACACAUUAGAAGAAUCUCAAGAGACCUUGAUUCCUAUGCGUCCAACAACACCCCUCCUCACUCCCUACGCCUCGUUGCAAUCACCAAUUAUGCUGUCAGCGCCCAGAGCCGGUACUCCCUAUCCCUUUGGGUUACACACUUGCUCACACAAAUCACUCUCCAGAGUCAAACAAGAGGUCAAUGCCAACCUCAAGCAAUGA
Serpula lacrymans var. lacrymans S7.9 is the source of this 444-nucleotide messenger RNA. RefSeq lists its product as uncharacterized. Lineage: Eukaryota; Fungi; Basidiomycota; Agaricomycetes; Boletales; Serpulaceae. Bases 1 to 444 code for a protein of 147 amino acids. The transcript has 2 exons. The record is from RefSeq and is a predicted model, not a curated record.